AUAUAACACAUUCGCCUGCUGUGUACGAUUGCCACGAGCAUGACGAGAAUAAUUAAUACGCGGACAAACAGCUUGUUAUUCACUCCCGGUAUCCCAGAAUCAGUAUAACAUAAUUUAUCUAUUUAAUAAAGAAUUUUGAUAUAUUUACUUCACGCAUUUCGAAGUUAGUGAAUGUUAGGAAGAGAUCGAGGUAACCGCACCACUCUCAACUCUAUCGUGCAGACAGACGGCAUUUAUACGUGCAAGCGUGCAUCUGACAUAGCGAACAACUAGAGUUACUAUAAUGAGGAGAAGGGAGAAAGUAGUGUCAGUAUAUAAAGAGUUGGCCGUGACUUUGAAAGCAUCAUAGAAUCUGUUGUACGUUCCACGGACAGAUAUUGCAGAACAGAUAUUGUCACGGAAGUGUUUUCGUCGCGCAAGUUUGCAGAUCAUGAGACUAUUUGUGUUAGUCACUAUGGUGGUCACUGUAUGGGCCUCUUAUGAGGAGGAACACGGCGGUACAACUUAUCACGAAACAUCUAAACCAGUGGAGAUACCAAUCUACAAGAAAUACGCGAUACCAAUUCCCCAUCCAGUCCCCGUUCCGGUGCCUCAACAAAUUAAGGUUCCAAUACCUCAGCCCUAUCAAAUUCAAGUUCCAGUACCACAUCCGGUUCCUGUAGAAGUUAUCAAACACGUCGAAAUACCGAUUGAAAAGCCAGAGCCGUAUGUCGUGGAAAAAAAGGUACCAUACGUUGUCGAAAAACCAUAUCCAGUGACCGUAGAAAAGCAUUUCCCAGUGCCAGUACCUAAACCAUAUCCAGUUCAUGUGCCGGUGUACAAGCAUGUCUUCCAUCAUAAGAGCUCAGGACAUGGCUGGAAGCAUUAAUUCACAAAUCCAGACGAUUCUCUGUAAUAUUAUAUCAUUAUGCUUAAAUUAAUGACAAAAGCGUUACAUAUGCAACAAUAGAUCGUAAGCAUUAUGAUGUUGUGAUGUUGUAUAUAGUU
Messenger RNA from Formica exsecta, 987 nucleotides. Its product is annotated as mantle protein-like. Bases 431 to 868 code for a protein of 145 amino acids. The transcript is spliced from 3 exons. The record is from RefSeq and is a predicted model, not a curated record. Lineage: Eukaryota; Metazoa; Arthropoda; Insecta; Hymenoptera; Formicidae.